UCCACCCACGCGAGACGUACUGACGUAAGCGUGCGGUGACACCGCCCCGCUCUCGAGCCCGGGAGCCAGGGAGCCGGGAGUGGGGGGGGCGGUGUUGGCGGCGGCGCCCGUUUUCACUUAGAGCAGGGCCCCUGGCGUGGCGCCAGUCCCCGCCCCCUAAGCCCUGGCCUCGGCUACCCCUAGGUCUCCUGGGAGCUCCUUCCAGCGCCUGUCCGUCACCAUGAUGUCCUCCGGCCUUCGGAUCACCGGUCCUCGUUGAGCCCUCAGAAGGCGAACCUGUGCUGGAACCAACAUGCCUGCCCUGACACGACCUCCUUGCUGUUACCUGAACAAGAAACUCCAUCUCUUGGCCCCAACCAUUUUCUCUGGCUGUCCCCCAUGCCUGGAAUGUUCUUCUUCCUCAUUUCUGCCUCCUGGAUUCCCUGGCUUUCAAGUCCCAGGAGUAUGCUGCUGCUGUGCUGCUUUGCGCCCUCGUUACAAACGUCUGGUGGAUAACAUAUUUCCUGAAGAUCCAAAAGAUGGUCUUGUUAAAGCUGAUAUGGAGAAACUGACUUUUUAUGCUGUAUCUGCCCCGGAGAAACUAGAUCGAAUUGGUUCAUACCUGGCUGACAGAUUGAGCAGAGAUGUUGUCAGACACCGGUCUGGGUAUGUUUUAAUUGCUAUGGAGGCAUUGGACCAGUUGCUAAUGGCUUGUCAUUCUCAAAGCAUCAAGCCAUUUGUAGAAAGCUUUCUGCAUAUGGUAGCAAAGCUGCUGGAAUCAGGAGAACCAAAACUACAAGUUCUUGGAACUAAUUCUUUUGUCAAAUUUGCAAAUAUUGAAGAAGACACACCCUCUUAUCACAGACGUUAUGACUUUUUCGUUUCUCGAUUCAGUGCCAUGUGUCAUUCCUGUCAUAGUGAUCCAGAAAUUCGGAAAGAAAUCCGGAUAGCUGGGAUCCGAGGAAUUCAGGGUGUGGUUCGCAAAACAGUUAAUGAUGAGUUGCGGGCAACUAUAUGGGAACCACAGCAUAUGGAUAAAAUUGUUCCAUCUCUCUUAUUUAACAUGCAAAAAACAGAAGAUAUUGACAGUCGAAUAGGCCCUCCUUCUUCUCCAUCAGAAGGUGACAAAGAGGAAAAUCCUGCUGUGUUGGCUGAAAACUGUUUUAGAGAAUUACUGGGCCGAGCAACAUAUGGGAACAUGAGUAACGCUGUUCGACCAGUUUUUGCACAUUUAGAUAAUCAUAACCUGUGGGAUCCCAAUGAAUUUGCAGUUCACUGCUUCAAAAUUAUAAUGUAUUCCAUUCAGGCACAGUAUUCUCACCAUGUGAUCCAAGAGACUCUAGGACAUCUUGAUGCUCGAAAAAAAGAUUCCCCACGUGUUCGGGCAGGGAUUAUCCAGGUUCUAUUAGAAGCAGUUGCCAUUGCUGCUAAAGGAUCUAUAGGACCUACAGUAUUGGAAGUAUUUAACACCUUACUGAAGCAUUUGCGUCUCAGUGUUGAAUUUGAAGCUGGUGAAAGACGAGGCUCUAUGGGCAGUGUCACUGUAAGCACGAGCACCAAAGAUAAUGAUGAGAAGAUUGUCCAGAAUGCUAUUAUUCAAACAAUAGGGUUUUUUGGAAGUAAUUUACCAGAUUAUCAGAGAUCAGAGAUUAUGAUGUUCAUUAUGGGAAAAGUACCCGUUUUUGGAACUACCACACAUACUCUGGAUACCAGUCAGCUCGGGGAGUUGGGAACCAGACGGAUUCAGAUAAUGUUGCUGAGAUCUUUACUUAUGGUAACAUCUGGAUACAAAGCUAAGACGAUUGUUACUGCACUACCUGCCCCAUUUCUUGAUCCUUUACUAUCUCCAUCUCUAAUGGAAGACUAUGAACUGAGACAGCUGGUCCUUGAAAUAUUGCAUAAUCUAGUUGAUCGACAUGACAAUCGGGCAAAACUUCGAGGAAUCAGGAUCAUACCAGAUGUAGGUGACCUCAAGAUAAAAAGAGAGAAAAUUUCCAGGCAAGAUGCAAGUUUUAUGAAAAAGAAUGGUCAGCUGUUAUACCGCCAUAUUUAUUUGGGCUGUAAGGAAGAAGACAAUGUUCAGAAAAAUUUUGAAUUACUCUAUACAUCUCUUGCUCUUAUUACUAUUGAACUGGCCAAUGAAGAAGUGGUUAUUGAUCUUAUACGAGUAGCUAUUGCUUUACAGGAUAAUGCCAUCCUUAAUGAAGAUAAUUUACCCAUGUUCCAUCGCUGUGCUGUCAUGGCAUUAGUUGGAGCGUACCUCAACUUUUUAAGUCAGAUGAUAGCAGUUCCUGCUUUUUACCAACAUGUGAGCAAGGUUAUUGAAACAAGAACAAUGGAAGCACCCUAUUUUCUUCCAGAACAUAUUUUCAGAGACAAGUGCAUGCUUCCAAAAUCUCUAGAGAAACAUGAAAAAAAUUUGUAUUUCUUAACUAACAAGAUUGCAGAAUCAUUAGGGGGCAGUGGAUAUAGUGUGGAAAGAUUAACAGUGCCAUAUGUGCCACAAGUAACAGAUGAAGAUCGACUUUCCAGAAGGAAGAGUAUUGUGGACACCGUAUCCAUCCAGGUGGAUAUUUUACCAGGCAGCAAUCCUGUUGAAGAUGUGGUCACUGCCACUGAAGAAAUAACCUUUGAAGCAUUGAAAAAAGCAAUUGAUACCAAUGGAAUGGAAGAACAAGAAAAAGAGAAGAGGCGUCUUGUGAUAGAGAAGUUUCAAAAAGCACCUUUUGAAGAAAUUGCAGCACAGUGUGAAUCCAAAGCAAAUUUUCUUCAUGACAGACUUGCACAAAUACUGGAGCUUACCAUACGUCCACCUCCGAGUCCAUCAGGAACACUGACCAUCACAUCUGGACAUGCCCAGUACCAGUCUGUCCCAGUUUAUGAGAUGAAGUUUCCAGAUCUCUGUGUGUAUUGAGUCUUAUGGAGUCUGCUGAAUCAUAUUUAGUUUAAAGUUGAAAAUCAAGGCUAAAAUCAGUUUUAGGGUUAAUUUGCUUCAUUCCAGUUAACAUAUUUAUUCAAAAUAAUUAGGGAACUAAAGUUGAACCAAGUGAUUGAUUGCCAGGGUAAAUUAGACAUUUUUAGACUGUAUUCUCUUAAAUAUAAUGGAGCAUACAGAUCUGUCAUGUCAAUUUGUUUUUCCAUUUGAAUUCCUUAUUGGUUUUAAAAGUUGAGCAACUGAGAUUUUUUUCAUGUUGUUCUAUAGUACAUUUUAAAACUUUUCAUAAAUGCUUAUUUCAAAAGCAAGUUUUUUUUCCAAAUCCUUAAUGGGAAUUUACAAACAUACUGAGUAUAUAUGAUGUAUUUCAUAAACUUAUACAGAACUGUUUUUAGCAAAAAUGGCUUUGACUACUUGUCACAUAGAAUAGCAAAGACUGUAAUCCUGGAGUCUCAUAAUUGGUGGCUUUUUCUUCUUUGCUUUAGAAUAAGUUGUCAAAAACCACCAUUGCUUAUUCACAGUAACAAAUAUGUGUAGUAGUGUUCAAAGACUGUGAUCUAAAAAAUAACGUACUUUUACAAAUCUGGUACAGCUAUACUGUAUUUUCUGCUAAAAGUUUAACUGUUCUUCUUGAGAAGUGUGAAGCUUCCUCUUAGAGCACCAAACUGUGCAAUAUUUUUCACAUCAUAGAUGUAUAUAUAGUUUAUAGGCCAUGCUUUGAAAUUGCAGUCAUAUUUUGCUAUGGCUCCAUUAAUUAAGAGAGAUAUAUUUAGUAUAGAAAGACAUUUUUAAGAAGUUAUUUGUUCACUUGUGAAUUGAUAAAUACAAAAAAUGAGAAGUCUAUACAUUUCUCUUCAUAGCAUAUUAAUUUAAAUUUUCAGUACUGUUUUACAUGUUGAUUAUUUUUUAAUGAAUUCUUUAGUUUCAGCAUUCCUAAGUGUUAACUUUAAGUUUAUUUUGUAAGAUUUGAACCAAAUGUACCCAUGUUUAUCUGGGUUUUUUUAGAAUUAUCUUAGACUUCCCUGUGGUUUUAGAGAACAAGUGUGCUGAAUUUCAUAGGUUUAUAUGUCUGCUAAUAUCAGUGCUACAGUUUGUGUGUACUGACAUGCUUUUGAUAGUAUUUUCUUAAAAUGGUAUGUAUUUUGGUGAAUUCCUUGGCACUAGGUGUUAAUAAACACUUUUUUUCUUCAUGGUCCGUUUUGAAAUUCUCUUCAGAAGAUUAAAAAUCAUCUGUUCCACAGUCCAGUACCUUGAGUGGAAGAUUUUUCAACCUACAUUGCCAUUUACAUGAAGCAGCAUAAGCAUCUCAAAAGCUAAAAGGAACUUAAUAUUUUCAUUUAGAAAAUUGUAAUAAAGUGUUUGUGUGAAUUUGUGUGUAUUAUUUUAGGCUCUGCUUGAAACAGGAAAAAAUGAAGAGAUAUAAACAAAGUCACUGUAAAUCUUUUCAAUAUGUAAACCAAAAUAAUGGUUUCCCUUGCUUUUUGGAAGUAUAAUAGUGCAUGCUCCAUGUUGUAAUCAAUUAAACCUAUGAAAUGACACAUUGAAACAAGAUGGAAUGUUCUCAAAACUAGCCGUUUUCCAAUUAACAGGGUGCUCACAGUUGUAGACAACAAAAGAGCAUAUCCAGUAUUCUUUGGGGGUUUUGCUGCUACAGCUUGACAUCCUAAUUGAACAAAAAUUUUUGCAUCAUUAUGCCUACUUUUGUCCUGUUUUCCCACUUUGAUUUUUUUUUUUUUUAAGGUAAGAUAUUUUUUGACCUACAUUCCUUUUUUAAAGAAUCUAAAUGGGACAGAAUGCAGAACAAUCAUCAUCCACUCGGAUGCCAUUUUAUAAAUUAACACUGUGUGCUUUUGUAUGAAAAAAUAUAUAAUUUAAUAAUCUAUGAAAAUAAGAAAUUAAGAAUGUAUUUUCAUUUGCACUCAUGCAAUAUACAAACUGCUGUACAUAUUUUCUUGUUUUGGAAAAUUUACAUUUACUGCAUGUCUUGAUCGCAUGUACCCUGGAAAAUGUAAUUGGCUUUUAUUGCACUUUUCAUUUAGUCUGUUCAUAUAUUGUUGGUUUAAGUUUUCCUCAGUUUCACUACAGUAAACUCCUAUACAUUCUUGAUAACCACACUGACUGUUGGCUAUAAGUUCUGAGAAUGGAUAUUUUCUUUGAUUUAUUUCUUGUGUCACAGGAACAUUGCAGGUACAUGUAUAUGUGUCUUUUAGGCAUUUUGAAGUCUUAGAGUAUGGAAUUUGUCUACCAUCUGAUUGUGUUGAUUUUUUUUUUUCUGUAGGUAUUAAGUCAAAUAAACUGUUAAGUAUUCUAUUUUAAUGUA
Molecule: messenger RNA, 5234 nt
Organism: Antechinus flavipes (yellow-footed antechinus)
Lineage: Eukaryota; Metazoa; Chordata; Mammalia; Dasyuromorphia; Dasyuridae
Gene: EFR3A
Product: EFR3 homolog A
Exons: 24
Coding region: 293-2893 (866 amino acids)
Biological process (GO): protein localization to plasma membrane
Cellular component (GO): plasma membrane
Source: RefSeq, a predicted model, not a curated record